AUGGGAAUAGCCCGUCUCGAGAAAGGCCUGUUGGUUCUGAUCCAGGUGGCCGUUCAACUGGCUCAGCGUAUCGGCGCGGCCAUCUUCUGCACCGUCAGCACGGCUGCAAAACGCGCGCUGGUUAUGGACGACCAGGCGGGGUCGCUUAAGCCGGGCAUCAUGCGGGUCAAGAAACGGUGA
Molecule: messenger RNA, 180 nt
Organism: Aspergillus candidus
Lineage: Eukaryota; Fungi; Ascomycota; Eurotiomycetes; Eurotiales; Aspergillaceae
Exons: 2
Coding region: 1-180 (59 amino acids)
Source: RefSeq, a predicted model, not a curated record